Brachypodium distachyon (stiff brome) is the source of this 3530-nucleotide messenger RNA. RefSeq lists its product as uncharacterized. Lineage: Eukaryota; Viridiplantae; Streptophyta; Magnoliopsida; Poales; Poaceae. Bases 326 to 3253 code for a protein of 975 amino acids. The transcript has 19 exons. The record is from RefSeq and is a predicted model, not a curated record.
CGCUAUGAAUGUUCCGCCGCUCCUCUUCUUGCAGCUGCCGAGAUUUUAACUACUCCCCGCAGUGAAUACAGACGAGACGAGGAGGCGACCGUUGUUGCGUCGAGACGAGCCGUCGACAACCCCCACCCGCACGCGAGGCCGCCGCGCCUCGGUGACCUCGGCGCGCGGAUCGAGCCCCUGCCGGCGAUCGCUAGCUCCUCCCCCGGCCUCCCGGCCCAAGGUGGGCGGGCGGGCGGGCGGAUCCGCGGUUUGCUUUGCUUUCCUUUGGUGUUUCUGGAUCAAAAGAAUCGGUCUUGGGAAAGUCUUCUAGGAGAGGAGGAAGGGGAUGGGGGCGAUGUCGAGGCGGGUGCUGCCCGCCUGCAGCAGCCUCUGCUACUUCUGCCCCUCGCUGCGGGCGCGAUCCCGCCAGCCCGUCAAGAGGUACAAGAAGAUCAUCUCCGAGAUCUACCAGUUGCCACCGGAUGGGGAACCGAAUGACAGAAGGAUUGGGAAACUCUGCGAUUAUGUCUCGAGAAAUCCAACGCGCAUACCAAAUAUCACAGAGUAUCUCGAGCAGAGAUGCUAUAAAGAACUGAGACACGAGAAUUUCACCUUAGUCAAAGUUGUACCGUGCAUCUAUAGGAAACUUCUGCGUUCAUGCAAGGAGCAUACACCAUUGCUGGCCACAAGCACAAUGUGUAUUGUUCGCACUCUUCUUGAUCAGAAAUCGAACGAUGAUUUGCAGGUCCUGGGUUGUCUGAUGCUUGUCGACUUUCUUAAUGGACAGGUUGACAGCACACAUAUGUUCAGUUUAGAAGGCCUGAUACCAAAGCUAUGCAGAAUUGGUCAAGAAUCAAGGGAAGAUGACAAAGGGCUCCGCCUUCGCUCUGCUGCACUCCAAGCUCUUGCUUGUAUGGUCGAAUACAUGGGUGAGCACUCACAUAUUUCAAUGGAACUCGAUGAAGUUGUCUCGGUGAUAAUAAGCUGUUAUGAGGCGAACCAAACUCUCUCAAUAAAAGAGGUUGUCAGACUGCAAGAUGAAGAUGAUUUGACAAUGUUGGCAGUAUCUGGGCAAAAUAGUGCCAAGUUGGCAUCUGACAUCAGGUCCGCAUCUGAAAAUCCAGCGCACUGGGCAAGGGUUUGCUUGCGUAACAUGGCCAAUAUUGCAAAGGAGGCAACAACAGUGAGGCGUAUUCUUGAUCCUCUAUUUCGCCUUUUUGAUAGCCACAAUUAUUGGUCUCCGGAAAAUGGUGUUGCCCUUUCUGUUCUACAAGAAAUGCAGACACUGAUGGACAAAUCAGGGCAAAAUGGCCACUUGCUGCUAUCUUUCACUAUAAAGCACAUCGAUCAUAAAAGUGUUGCCAAGAUGCCUAUCAACCAAAUCAGCAUUAUAAAAGUUGCUACUCAUCUCGCAAAACAUGCAAAGUCUCAGGCAUCGGUCACAGUAGCAAGUGCAAUCAGUGACUUAAUAAAGCAUUUGCGAAAAUGUAUGUACUGUGCUACUGAAGCAUCAAAUUCUCAAGCUGAUGUUGAUGAGUGGAACAGUGCCCUUUAUGUGGCCUUGGAGGAGUGCCUGGUGCAAUUGACAGAGAAGGUUGGGGAUGUUGGUCCUAUUAUUGACAUGGUCACUGUAAUGCUUGAGAAUCUGUCAUACACUGCCACCAUCGCCAGGACAACAGUGUCAUCUGUUUACCGCACGACACAAAUAGCAGCUUCUGUGUACAAGUCAUCUUACAAUCAGAAAGCAUUUCCUGAAGCUUUAUUUCAUCAGCUUCUCUUAGCUAUGAUGCACCCAGACAAUAAGACAAGGAUUGGUUCACAUCGUGUUCUAUCCACCAUUGUUGCACCUUCACUGAUAUGCCCAUGGUCAGCCAUAGGUUUUCCUAUCCCAAUGAAGGUCAAUGGUUCGCGGAGUGUACUUUUGUUGGCCCUAUCAGCAUUUUCUUCUGGGAACAUAAUGGAUGAACUGCAAACGGAAAGCACAAUCCAGGAAUCCUUGCAGAAAAAUGAGAAAUCAAAAGCUGUCGCAGGUAUUGAGAAUGGAUAUGCACAUACAGAACCAAACACAAGGCAGUCUUCAGGGAGUCCAUAUUUCAAUGAGUAUCGUCUUACCACAUCUAAAGAUGAAAACUUGAAGUUUAUGAGGUUGAACAACAACCAACUUAUUCUCCUUCUAUCAUCUAUUUGGAAUCAAGCAUCUCUGGAAGAUAGCUCACCUUUAACUUUUGAAGCAAUGGGCCAUACCUACAACAUUGCUUUAUUGUGUUCGAAGACAAAAACCUCCAGUCAUGUGGCACUAGUUCGAUGUUUCCAGUUAGCGUUCUCUCUCAGGAGAAUGUCUCUGAACCAAGAAAAUGUUCUGCAGCCAUCUCGGAGAAGGUGUUUGUAUACAAUGGCGUCAGCAAUGCUUAUUUUUUCUGCAAAAGUUGCUGAUAUUCCUCAGAUAAUUCAGCUUGUCAAAGCAGCAGUGCCAGAGAAAAUGGUUGACCCUCAUCUUUGCCUGGUUGAUGACUGCAGACUCGUUAUUACUUCUGCACAAUCUUGUAGUGAGAUGCUUUAUGGAUCUGAGGAAGACGAACGUGAUGCACAAGUUUUUCUUUCUGCUGUAAAUAAGGAUGACACGCGGUUAAAAGACAUUGUGAUAUCCCACUUCAAAGAGAAAUUUGAAAAUUUACCCGAGAAGUUUGAUGGUAUAGAAGAACAGCUUCUUCAAGAAUUCUCACUUGAUGAUUCAUUUCCUCUUGGUGCUCCACUAUUCAUGGAGACGCCACACUCUUGUUCAAUGUAUGCAGAAAAGGAUGGCCACUUUUUUGAUGAGGAAGUUAUUCCUUGUGAGAUGGAUGACGAUGAUGACAUCGUUUUCGAACAUAGUGGGUCGCAGUCAGACAGGAGAACAUCAGGAUCGAUGACUUCUUCAGAUGUUCUGAACGUGAAUCAACUGAUGGAAUCUGUUCACGAGACAGCAAGGCAAGUUGCUAACGUUCCAGUCUCCACCAAUCCUGUAUCAUAUGACCAAAUGAAGAGCCAAUGUGAGUCCCUCGUCAUGGAAAAGCAGCAGAAGAUGUCUGCUCUCUUGAGCUUCAAGCACUCAAGGACCGAUUCACGUAGCUCAACGGGGGAAACAAAUGAGUCAUCUUCCCGAUCCGAGCCAGAGUUGCAAUCAACAAGGAAGGACCACAUGCGGCGCAGCGAUUCAACAUCUAGCGAUGACCGGUCCUUCAGAUUGCCACCUGCAAGCCCAUACGACAAGUUCUUGAAGGCGGCUGGACGGUAGGUCGACACAAUGGGCUUAAAACCUGACAAAGUGGUUAUCGAAUCUGUAUACAGAAGUGUUUGCAAAUUAACAUGUCUUCCAUUCUUCUGUUUUGGUCCCUUUUUCUGGCUUCUAUUCUUUUGAGUGUACAAAUUUUCUGCAAGGUGUACAAAUUUCUGCUACGUCUGUAGAGUCCCAGAAUAAACAGAGUAGUGUUGAGUAUGUACUUGUAUACAACUUGACGGUCCUGAAGGAAAUGAUUACAUUGUAAAGUUUCUGUAUCUGUGUUACUGCAGAA